Pocillopora meandrina is the source of this 18368-nucleotide messenger RNA. NCBI's taxonomy places the organism in Eukaryota, Metazoa, Cnidaria, Anthozoa, Scleractinia, Pocilloporidae. The record is from the annotation of a GenBank genome assembly.
GGCCAGUUGGAGGUUGUCUGUUCGAGAACAAGUGAUCGGCAAACUGGUAUCCUGUCUGUGGGCUGACACGCUGGCUUUCGAUUUCGUGUCGUUGUGAUACUCUGUGCGCCUCUUGGUGUAAUGAAAAGACUUUUGUGGAUCAAGAAAUGCGAUGAUAGUUCGCACAGAUGACAAAAACUUUUGAAAAGCGAGGAUUAUGCGGUAAUUAAAAGCUAGCUUCUAUUCGGCAGGAAAUGGCUUGCGCGCAAAGGCGGGAUUUGUCCUACGGUAAGGUUGAACGUUUUGUGUUUUUCCUCUCUCUCUGAACUCUGGAAUGAAAAUUGCUGGGAUCGGUGUCAACCACUGACACUUACGUGCCACUCUAACGAAAUAACACUUUAAUUUCACGAAAAUGUCUCAAGCCGAGAACUUGGUGAAAAUGUUAUUAGCUGAGCUUACUCAGUCAAAAGUACUUCAAAUGAACGACAUAUAUUUGCUUACGUGUACCUUGGAGCGUGUUUUACGAGAGAUCUGCUUAUCGCUUCCAUCUGUAGCAAUUUGCAAAAUUUUCUAAUCUUCCAUACUGUCGGUCGAACCGACUGUGGUAAGCUAAAAAAAAUGCGAAUCUUCGGGUUCUGUUUGGUUCUGUUUCUUUAAUAAUUGUAAAUAACCUAGCCAAGUUUAUCCAUCACGAAACAGUGCUCUACGGUACAGAGUUACGUGAACUUACAACUUUGUUAAUUGAUGACAAUUUUCACUGAGUAUGCUUUCAAUUUAGCAACGGAGAAAUGCUAUCUUUCUUAACAUAUAUGAUGUAUGGUAUUUGCUUGUUCUUGUGGGUUCCGUUGAUUUAUACAACCAAGGUCGUGCUCAGUCUCGUACGGCACGAACAAGAACUUCUCAAUAAUUCACAAUUACCAGAGAGAUUUUUGGUAUUUCUGUUUAAAUUUAUUUUUGCUAAUUUGUAGUUCAGUGACCGAGGUUGAACAGAAAGGUCACACAAAUGUUUUCGUCGAUCAAAACUGCAAAAAUCGAAAUGUAUAUAUAUGUGUAUUUACAAUUAGCUUGUACAAAGGGGUGAAACGUGUAAUAGCCGUAAUUAUCCCAAAAUUCUCUAAGGGUUUAAAAUGAUUGAACCAAGUCUUAAGAAAUGAUUUCGUGUUAAGUAUCUUCCAGUUUUGUUCGAGCGAUCGCCUCCAGUAUCGAAUUUUUAUAACAGCUUAACACUGUCUCCCUUGUUUACAUUAUAUUUAAUGGUUAAGCCAUUGUUUUCGUUGCAAAAGGAAGUUAAAAUCUGAAAUGCUAAUUUACAGACAGCGGUAACUGGAAGGUUCUCGCGAUUGAUGGACGGAAACAUAUGUUUAGGAAUUUGCACUGAAAUAAGUAGACUUGAUCUUAAUUUCUUAUCAAGGGGUGAAAAUUCUGAAAAUUUGAUUGUGACAGUUCAUCCCGGAAUUUUAAUUUUGGGUUUGGGUCAAGACUAUUUUUCUCGAUAUUUUCAAUUAUGUCAUAUUGAUUGAUGUUAUGGUUCACAAGCCCAAUAUAUAUAAUUUUACAAACAUGCAUUUCCGUUCAAGAGAGGGCCUCUUAUUGUCCUUAUAAAUCCUUUUAAAGCAUUUUACUGAAUUCAAUUUUUCCUCAAAGUGAAAAAAUGUUUUUCAAGUUUGUAAAUAAUAGCAGAAAAAAUGCCAUAUUUGAAAAUGAAUAAGUUAAACAAAGGGUUAGUUUAAAUGAAUUGAAAAAGUAUUGUUUUAUCGUUAAUUUUUCAACCAUGCCUAUUCAUAACAUUCAAGAUCUAUUCACAAUAAAUGUGUGGUUCACAACAGAAAUUUUCAGGAUUAUUUCUAUUCCCUUUGUCAAGGUCCUUUUUAACAUGGUGUUAACCCUUUAAAUCCCAAGAUCUGAUUGUUUAUUCUCCCUUCUUGCUGCUGCACAAUUUCUUGGCAAUAAGUUGUGAGAAUUUGGUGUUAGAUCAAGAUAACAACUUCACUCUGAUAAAUUUUAGUAUUCUUAUUACCUGUUUACUGGAUAUUGUAUGCAUAUUAUAGGGAGAAGUUACAUGUUAAUCACUUCUGGGAGUUAAAGGGCUAACUGAUUGUUCUCUGCUGGUUGGUCAGCAGUGUGGUGCUGGUUCUAAAUUCAAACAAUCAUUUUUAGGGAACCAGACUUAAUUUGAUGAUGUUUAUUAGGCAGUUAGGGGUUUUUUCUUAUGCAACUCAAAUUCAUCAAAUUUUACAUAUAGUUAAACAAGGAAAAACCAAUUGAAAGGGUGUCUUUUUUAAAGCCUUCGCCUUUUCACUCCAAGAAUCUCAUAACUGAUUCUUCAUACUGUCUGCUAUACUUUCAAUUAAAUUCAAAUAGUGCAUUCCUUCCCCUGUCAAGUAUUCUAAAACAGAGACAAUAGCUUUUUUAAUCAGACAACACAUAGACAAUAGCUUUUUUUUUUUAGUUUUAAUUAAACAAUUGAUGAAAGACAAGCUACAGGCACAAAAGUCAGACUAAUCGUGUUUAUAAAAAUUUGUCAGUAAUUUCCAAAAUACCUGGUUAUUUUUCAUGCAUCAGAGAUCAGAGAGUUUUCUGGUUAGGACACAGAAUUCCUUUACUAACUUUUGAUAACUAUGGCCAUUAUCCAUUUAGAUGUGGAAAUAUUCUCCUGAAACUUAACGCUUCCAAUGAAAACCAUGGAACUCUGGUCAAAGUUUAUGCCCUUUCAUUUCACAGACUACUGUAAACACAGGAUUAUCUUCUUUAAAAAAAUUAAUAUCGUGAAAACAUGUGUCAGGUGAUAACUGCUGAUAACUAACCCAUUUGUCACCAUGUAAAAAUAGAUGGCUGUGUUUGAUCCUCACUUGAAGCGUUUUGUUCCUUCUGAUGGCAAGAACUAAAUCACGCAGUUUAUAUGCAUUUCUCGCUCAACACAAGCUUCUGACUUUCCUGAUCUGCAUGCACUCGAAAUAACCGCAGUCCUACUUCCUGUGGGUUUACCCUUUAACUCUCAAGAUCUGACUGUUAAUUCUCCUCUUUGGCUGCUAAAGAUUUCCUAAUAAAUUAGUUACAAUAAUUUGGUGUCUUUUCAUGAAAACAACAUCUACCUGAUCAGCAUGAGUAUUCUCAUUACUUGUUUGCUGGACAAUGUAUGGAUAUUGAAAAGAGAAGUUAGAUUUCAAUCACUUUUGGGAGUUAAAGGGUUGAAGAAAAAUGUUAGAUCAUAUUAUUAGUUUCUAUAGAUAAAAGUAUGGAAUAUUGAAUUGCCUUUUUUUGUCAGUUGCCUUAAGUUUAUAAUUUUAUGUUGGGCUCAAGAAUUUUCAGGCUUGAAUGCAGCCUUUCUCCAAAAGUGAAAACUUUGGAUAUAUUGUCCAUCGUGUGUAGAAUUUUUUUUCCAGAGAGAGGGAGUGUGAAGUUAACUUUAUUAUUUGCUUUUGAACUUUUGAAAUAAAUAACUCUUGAACUUCUGAAAUUGCUGGUGCUCAUUCUUUUUUUGGCACUGGAAUUUUUUUUUUGGGGGGGGAGGCAGGGGUGUAUUUUUUAUCUGGCUUACAAAACCUCUGAUGCAUCUUGACCUCAUAGUUUUUCAGCAAAAUGAUUUGUUGAAAGACAAUCUUGAGUUACCUGGGACCAAGUAGGAAACUAUUCCAAUAAUUUUGAAAUAAUUUUACCUGAGACUCAUUUUUAACCAUACCACAUCUUUCUUUUUUCAUCUUCCACGGCACAGUAUUUCAGCCAGUCAUCCAUGAGCCUCUCUCCAAGGCAGAUCAACAGAGCGGCAUCAAUGGAGACACAGCAGAAAAUGGAGAUACUUCACACAAAGAAACCAUUCCCGUCAAGGAUAGCCAAGGUAACAAAAUGAUCACUUUAACCCUUCUUACCACAACAUCAGUUGGUAUAUUCUCCAUAAUAUUCUUUAUACGUUUCUUAAUAUGCCAACAAGGAGAGUUUGUGUAACAAUCAGGUGCUUCUUUUGUUGGUGAUCAUUUUCUAUAUUCUCAUGACUUUAACAUUUUACACCAAAACAUUAGUAUGCAUAUUCUCCAAACUGUUCUCCAUACAUUUUCAAUGAGGCUAACAAGGAGAAUCUGUUUAACAAUCAAGAGCUGCUGUAGUUGGUGAUCACCUCUUCUAUUCUCAUGACUUUCAUUUUUGAUUCAGAGGUGAUGUAAUAAGGGAAAUUAGAUGCUAGUCACUCUUAGGGGCUAAAAGGUUGAUGUUUGAUUCAGGUAUGAUACAACAAGGAGAGAAAGAUUUUUUUCCUUUCUUCAAGUAAGAAUAGUGAUCGUGUUCACAAGUGUUUCGAUCUAGUUGAAGUUAUUACGUAAAUAAAUGUCUACGUUCUCGCCAUUGGAUCUUAUUGAAAGUGACAUGCGAAGGUGAAAUGUUUUAUCAGUAUCAAUUAGCAUACCUUUUAUAUUGAUGUUUCUCACUUAUAAUUAUUGUGCGAAAUGACCACAAAGAAUUGUGCGAACGGUUCAAAACUUGUGCUAACAGACUUGUGCAAAAAGUCUUUUGUGUGAAAUAUCCUUUUUUUCGGAAAAUUAGAUGCUAGUUACUCUUAGGAUUAAAGGGUUAUUAACUCCCAUAAGUGACCAAGACAGAAUUUCUCGUUACAAUAUCAAUACAACAUUAAGCAGAGUGAUUAGAAUAAAGACAAUAAUCAAUUGGGGGAUCAUUAGUUGAUUCAAUUAAAAAAUUCUCCGAAACGAUGUCAUCAGAAUUGAGUGGCAGACAGUAAGGAGAAUGGCCAAUGAGACCUGAGAGUGAAAAGGUAAAAAGAAUUCGAGAGGAGCAGUGAGGAAAUUCCAUUUUUGUUAUGCUUACUGUACAAUUUUUUUUUUAAUCUGUUAUGGAUACAGGAAGAUCAUUUGCCAGUUUAACCUUCUCCUCAUUUUUCCUUUCAAUUCAUGUUGGGCUGAUUUGAAAUUAUUCUUGUCCAACAGAGUUUCAUGCAGCCAUGAGAGAAGCAUUUCAGAGUAAGGUACAGCACCCUAGGAAGGCAAUGUCACUGUUUCUAAAAGCAGGAAAAGGUAAGCUUUUAGUAUUAAGAUGCCUUUAGAUUUAUAAUCCCACUCAUCAUUAAAUUUUGUGAAAUGCCAUUAAUUAAUAAACUCUGUGUGGUAUAAUUUAGUAAAUACAGUAAUCUUUUUUACAUGCAUGUGCGAUUCUAUAGGUCUUGUUCUUGUUGGCGACGAUGAAGCUGCUUUGGAAUGUUUUGAAUCCCUAAUCAGUCUUGCUAAAGAACAACUCAAUCAUGUGUUUACUGAAAAAUCCAAGUUACCAUCUUUAUCUCCUCUGGAAAAGGAAGAAAUUUGUAGACAGGUAUGUACUUCACUUAAACUACAUGUUGUUGCCUAUGUGUUACAAUUUGCUUUCAGUGUUCUUUCUCCCUCUCUGGAAGGCAGAUGAUUUUCCUCAGCUUUUAUAAGGAGGUCUUCAUACAGUGAUAAGCACUGCAAGACUUGCAUCUCCCUGCCCAUUAGAAGAUUCUUGGCAAGUUAGGGAGAGGUGUGCCAGGAGUCUGGCACUCAGUGCCAGUUUUUUUUCAGACCUCAUGCUGGCUUGUGUUAGUCAAGACUUCAUACUUUCCUGUGGGUGAAGAAACACUCAUGCCAAAGGGCUAUUAAUAAAGGCAUGUCUAUAUGCUUAGCAAAAGCAACAUAAGCCAUCUGAUAAUUAAUUCUUAGGAAAUUAGCUUUCCUAGAUUGGUUAGACUGGAAAGAUUUUUUUUUUUUUGGAGAAUGAAAACAGUGAUAUUUUUUUCUGGAACCUUACUAAUCCUUUGAGCAUACAAUGUACAUAUGUUUUAAAUGAUAGAAUGUUUGAAGUGAAGCCGUACAUGACAUUUAAAGGCAAAUUAACUUCUUCUCUUGUUUCCAUGGGAAUACAAGUACAAUUUCCAUGGAGAAUUACGAACUCCAUCAGAAAUCACUCAAGCUUCUUCUUCUUCAUUUGUUCAAACUUCUACUCUUGGCUUUUUUCUUUUUGUUAAAUAUAGAAGUCUCUAAAUAGAGAAGACUCCUUAAAGGAUAAAACUAAACAAGAUGAGAAGGAAAGGCAAGGUUUGAUUACAUCAGAUGGAGAGAAGACUGAAUUAAUGAAUGGUUACAGUGAAACAAAUUCUUGUAGAAUUCAAGAAAAUGGACUUGUGACAACGAUUUCUAUCGACAGUGAUCCAGCCACAAACUCAGAAACAAAGAGUCUUCAAAAUAGCCAGUCAGUGAGAACUAAUCAAAGAGAGCUGGAGGCAUCAGAAGAUGUUCAUGUUGCUGAUGAAUCAAAUAUUUGUGUAGUGCAGGAAGAAUCUAUGUCAUUUUGUUCUGUUGAAACUGUUGUCGAGGAACACUCUAUGGCCUCUUCUGAGAGCUCUGUGUCUGAUGAUGUUAGGUUUGGUUCACCUGUGGAAUUUGACGAAGAAGCAGUUGUACAAGAUUGGUCUGAAGGAUCAGUGUCCUGUGCAGCAGAGAUUGCACAAGAUGAUAUACAGAUGUGUGUAGUAGAAUGUGUAGAAGCCAUGCAAGAGGAUUUUGAAGUUGCUACAGUGGACAGUGAUGAUUCUCUGAGUGUUUGUAGUCUAGGGGGUUCAGAAAAUGUUGUUCAUACACAUAACAUAGUCGUUGAAUGUGGAAAGCAGGUUAUUGAGGAGGUUCCUCGGAGUCCACAGGAGAAGGCACUAAUCAGGAGAGGGUAAGUUUUUAAGACUAAGAUUGUUCUAGAGAAGAAUUUUCCAGAUCUGCAGUACUGUAAACAGCAGAAAUGUAUCCAGUAGCAAAAUGUGAAUCUGAAAAACUCUGCUCUAGAGUAUGUCUGUUAUAAGGAAUGGUGUUUUUUAUUUAACAAAUAGAUUUCAUGUUGUUGUGUGUAACUUCAGUGAUAGAUCACAGAUAACAUUAAAAUGUAAUAAGGACAAAAAUGUUGUGCACAAGGUGCAGCUGAGUCUGUCACUGACAUUCAUACCACAUUUUCAGUGACGUCUUCUGUGAUCUAUCACUGUACAGACCCCUGAAAACAUAGGAUGUAUUUAUUUUAUAUGAUAAAAAAGCACUGUUUUGAAUGGUGACAUCAUCUAUGCAUCAGUCUUCCCAUAGAUCAUAGGUAAGAACCCAUCAAAAUGCCUGUAUAAUAGGCCAUUUUACAGUUGUGUACUUAGUUGCCAAGCCUUUGUUUGGAGUGAGGCUGAAGGUGAUUUUGUUGUGACAGAGACCAGUAUCUAAUUAGCAUGAUAACAAAGUAAUUUAUCUUUGGAAAGCAGUAAGGUUUGUGUCAUACCAAGGUCAACCAUAGCCUCACUUCUGUUCAGAGGCUUGGCAACCAAGCAUGCAACUGUAAAAUGGAACUAUGAAAGAGUUUAGUUGGAAAUCACGUGAUUUUGCGCGAAUUGUGUCCAUUUCUUUUCAUCAUUCAACACUUCACUGAUUCUAAACUUCAGAUAUGUUGUGACUGAACUGAUAGACACAGAGCAAAGUUAUGUUCAAGACCUUGGCUAUGUUGUCAAGGUGAGAAUUUUAUUUAUCUUUGAAUUCUACAGCAUGGCAAUGGUAUUGCAAAACAACUGUUGUGAGUGAGUUUUAAUUUAUGUUUAUAACUCAGCCAAUGGUACAUUGGACAUGGUGAUUAUCAGAUAAGCAAGGUUCAGCUCUUUGAAGUCAUUUUUCACCCUUGGAUCUUCACAAUCUGAAUAUCAAUGCUCCAUAUUGUCUGCUACUUAUUUCUCAUACUUACAGCUUUGAGAAGUUUGUGUUAAACCAAGCAGUGGAGAUGCAGUAGCUUAAUCAGUGAUUAAUGCGCUGGACUCCCAGUGGAGAGGUUGGGGUUUGAGACGUACCUGGGUAAAUAUAUUGUGUUCAUGGGCAAAACACUUCUCUCUCAGAGUACCACUUUCAACCCAGGAGUAUAAAUGGAUACCAUCAAAUAAUCAAGGAGGCCCGAUAAAAUGCAAGGGGGUUACCUCCAAUUGACUGGCAUCCCAUCCAGGGGGGGAGUGGGGAUUCUUCUCAUUGCUUCAUGGAAUAAUCUGGAAUAAUCUCCAGCUGGAUGGACCACUUGAUCCAAAUGUAGACACUACACAUCCAACUUGUUAAAUUCGUUCUUUCUCCUCAAUACGUAUUUACCUUCUGCAUCAAGAUGUUAUGUUAUUAAGAGGAAAAAUUCCUUUUUGAUCACUCAUUUGACUGAUCAAAGACACAUAUUUCUUUUUUUCAGGGUUACAUACCAGAAUUUUCCUCAAGCAAUCUACCAGUAGAAUUAAAAAAUAAAGGAAAAGAAAUCUUUUCCAAUAUUCAAGAUAUUCAUGAAUGGCACUCAAGGUGUGGAUACUUUUUGCCCGUUUAGUUAUGAUCCCGCAGAUAAUCGGAGUAACACAUUCUAAGUCUUGUGUAGUAGAGGAAAAAAAACUACUUAACGAUAUUAACUGAUGCGACUACAAUCCGCACAAAAAUUAAUUGACACAUAACGUCCACAUACCAACUUUAAAGUUGAAAUGUAGCUUGAUACAUACCAUAUACACCUCUUCCCACAACCAAGCAAGUGUGAAGGGAAAUGUUUUGCGAUGAGGUGUCUCCCGUAAUAUUUUGUACUGAAUUCAUUUCUAUUUCAGACAUGGAUAUAAAUUACUAUUAGAAAUAUACUUAUUUAUAUUUUCCCAUGUAAUUGCCAUCCAGUUAUAGUCCGUACUAACUGGGUUUUUUCUUUCAUUCUCGCCAUCCAGCGAAUUGUGCAGUCAUUUGAAGUCCUGUGAAGAUGAGCCUGAUAAGAUUGGUGAAGUUUUUGCAGAAUCGGUAAUUAAUAGUAUCCAUCGAAGAACACUUUUCUUUCAUUUUUAUUAAGUUAUUUAAAACUUCUUAUAGGUACACUGGUGAAAUUUCCAAUUGAGUGUCGAGAGUGAUCCGGAAUUGCUUUGGUUGUAAUUAACUUUGCCUUGUGAUUGGUCCACAAAACUCGCGCAAUCCUUCCAACCAAUCAGAUGCUAAACUAAAAAAUCAAAGCGGUUUUGGUUUUUCGACACACAAGUGAAACCUGCUCAUAUAAUCGGUACCAAAGGUUAGGAACAUUUGUUUAAAGUGAUUACCUUGGAUUUAAACCGUUUUAUUUUUUAAUUCUUGACAGGAACACAAACUUGAAGAACUAUACUCAGAGUACUGCAGAAACAAACCUAAAUCGGACUUGUUGGUCCAAAAAUAUGCGGACUCCUUUUUCCAAAGCUGCAAGGAAAGACUAGGCCACAGACUACAGUUGGCUGAUUAUCUUAUCAAACCUGUUCAGAGGAUAACGAAAUAUCAACUGCUGCUAAAGGUUAAUAUCAUAAUUAUUUCUGUCACAUUUAUGGUUUUUGCAAUGAGAGUAAUGAGCCUGUCUGAGGGCAAUGUUUGUCCUUGUAUAAAUGAUAGUUUGUUCAUUGUGAAAAUAAUGCAGACAUAUUUUUUUAUGUAAAGUUACUCAAAUAAGUUACGUGUGGAGAAUUAAAAGGAAAACUAUCUUAGAGCAAAGUUCAAUUGGGUGCUGUAAAGCCAAAGUCAACGUAACCACACUAGCCAAUAAAAACAUAGGAAAAUAUAACAAGGAGCCAAUCAGAGCUUAAAGUAAAAACAAGAGAACUGUUUAAAGCGCGGGAAAACGCGGGUGACCAAGUCACUAUUAGGUUUAGUUUUGCAUCUCAUUGGUUGAGAGGGUGACACGAGUUUUUUUCCGACCAAUCACAGAGUAAGAUAAGCAAACUAAUGCAAUCUUGAAUUUCUCCUUACACUCAGAAGAAAAAACUGUUGUUUUGUUCAUUCAUGUAUCGGUGUUUAUUUGGACAAAUGUAAUUUUACUUCGGUUUUCUUCAGGACAUUCUGAAGCAUACAGAUAGAGCUGGAGAGGAUUGUAAGCAACUAGAGGUUAGAUUUAUUAUUUUCAACUCGGGUUUCUCGUUCAUUUCUCCUUUAAGUCCGCUGGCGUUGAAAAAUGCAAGAAAAUUCUCAAAGUUAUUGUUCUAUUCUUUAUCUCAGAGAGCUUUAGAAGUUGCCCUUCGAAUUCUCAAGCGAACAAAUGACAUGGUUAACGUGGGGAUGCUUCAAGGAUUCGAGGUGAGCGAGUGUAGUGAACGCCAAGCAGCAAGACAAGUCUAUCUUUAGAAGACGUCUUUACUUUGCCGUCUUUGUUCCAUUUCUAUCAUACAUGACCCUACACUGAGAUUUAACGCCUUAAAUGGAAACCAUCUAAUUGAAGGGUUUAGUUACCUUUGAACUUAACUCUUUCAGGUGAAGUCCGAGGAAACAGGAGAUCUUUUACUUCAGGUGAGAAUUCUACUGUUGUUCGCGAAAAUGAAAUAAAUAUAGUCGCACUGCUCAAACAAGAUAAACAGGACGCUGAAGGAAAAACAACAAACAAUUCUAUCGUAAAAUAGGAUGUAGUUAUUCUAAUAACACUUCAAAAGAGAAAUAUAAUUGUUUGUCUCGCGAUGUGGUCACUUCGGAAGUGGAUCGUGACAUUUCGACUGUAUAUUGCUAGUCUUCUUCAGGCGAUGAGGUCGAUUGAGUACGCAUCGCCUAUAUCCUGUUUUGCUCAGCUGUAUUUGGAUGUAAUUCCACUUCUGUGAUUGGUGCAUAAUGAUAGAUUAAUAACGUCAGAUUAUAUAGGAAAUUUGUAAAAUUAAGAUUGAAUGCACAGCUUCACUGCAGGUAAAAGGUAAAAUGUGGUUCUGCCCAACCUUUAUUCUCAUCUGUUAGUGUUUAGGAUUUCAUUUUCAUAUUUUUUUUCCUGUCCAGGACGAGUUUAUGGUUGUUGAUGGAAAAGCAAAGACUAAAGGCAGAGAAAGAAGAGUGUUUUUAUUUGAAAAAAUCAUUAUAUUUAGCGAGCCAAUGACAAGAGAAGGUGGUCUUCCGGAAUUUAGAUAUAUGCACAGCAUGAAGGUAAAUAUCUGUAAUUCUAAAUGGCUUAGUGGGGUGCUAUCGAUGUUUUUGCUCGUAGAAGCUUGCAAAUGAACUUUAUGCUGAGCAUGCUUCAAAAUUUGGGAAGGAUGAUAAAACAAAGAAAAGUUUCUCGACCUCUAAAUCACGGUCAACAUCGGAUACGAUGAACAGCCGUAGUGUCCAUGUACUGUAGUGUUACUGUCGAGGUGGGGGUUGGUCUCGAAAAGGACUGAUGCAGACGACAUUUCAACAGCGUUAUCGUAGCGCAGCGGUCACGGGUAAAGCAUGCGCAAAAAGGGGCAAUUAUGGUCUGCCGCGUUUUUAAGGAAAAUGUAAGAGAAAUCCACUACCGUGUAAGAUUGAAACGCUCUUAAAAAUAUAUCGAUACAGGUGGGCAUAUUUGAACAUAGCGCCAGAGGUAACUGAGAUUCUGGGACAAAAUUCUCGUUAAACUGAAAUACCGAGACUAGAAAAUUUUGGCUUAAGUUUGUACAUCGGAUUACGCGUGUGCAGUUUUGGUUACUUUUUCAUUACGUCAAUGGCUUUAUAUUAAUUAUUUUGUUUCUUUUUCUUGCCAGACCAAAGGUAUUGGCCAAACAGAAUCAGUGGACAGCGAUCCGUGCAAGUGGGCUGUGUGGCUGAGAAAGCUGGGAGGUGCUGAAAUUUACCUGCUGAAGGCAUCUUCACCUGAAACAAAGGAACUCUGGAUCAAGAGCAUAAAGGAGUGUCAUACCAAGAAAAAAACUGGAUUGCUCAAAGGUUGGACAAUGUUAAAUAUAUGGAUCAAUAUCAGUAUCUGGACAACUGCCCAUCUACCCCUCCCCUAACUCAACAACAGUUAAUUGACAACAAGUUAAGGUUAAUGUUGGGUUAGGGGAGGGGUAGGUGGGCAGUUGCCCAGGUACUGAUAUUGAUCCAAAUGUAUGUGGCGACAUUGUAGGCUUUUAGUUUGAACCGCCAUUGUUCUCGGUGACGUUUUUUCCCUUUCGCCCCUUUGGGUGAUCGCCGAUCUCAACUCUUUAACCAAGUGACCAAGACAUAAUUUCUCCUCACAAUAAUAUAGAGAUUUAGCCAAGCCUAAAAGCGGAGCUCGCAUUUUUUUCUCGCACGUCUCAAGGGCACAAUGCCUUGCCCCGGCCAGGAUUAGAAUUCGGGUCGUCCGACUCGGAGCCCAGUGCACUGUCCACUGGACUACUGGACUAACCAAGUGACCAAGACAUAUGCCCCAUUCACACCAAAGCUUAAACAUGUUUAAAAGUUGUUUUGUUAAACACAGUUUAAUUUUUUUUUUCUUCAUAGAAACUAUUUAACCGAAUAUUUUUGACUUGAAUGUAGCACAUUGGAAAUGCAAGUUAGCAAGUACUUGAAUCCAAUGGAAAAUCAAGUUUUCCAGUUCUCUGUUUAUAAUUUUCAUUCAAUGAAAACCAGUUUAACAAAACAUGUUUUGCUGGUGUGAAUGGGGUAAUAGUUUCUCUUAACAAUAUCAAUACAGUAUCAAUAAGACAAGUGAUGAGUAUAAAGAAAACUAUCAAUUAGGGGAUUCUUAAGUGAACUAAUUCCAAAUUCUCUAAACUGACAUCAUAGGAAUUUUAUGGCAGAUAGUAAGGAGAAAUUAUUAAUAAGAUAUUGGGGGUGAAAGGGUUUGUGGGAAAUUGUGAAUAUGAGAUAACAGAAAUCGUCUUCCAUGAUGGACUGGUACAGUAAUGAGAAAGUAGUUUUGUACCUUUAAUGUAUUUUCUCAGGCCAAAUCGAAGAAGUCAUCCAAGCACUAAAGGCAGAGGAAUAUUUAAAACUAUUAACUAUUCUCGUCAACUUUUGACAACUUGCCAUUUUCUUUCGUAAAGAACAACUAUUAAAACGAAAGAAAAUUAUUUUAUUUUUGUGUAGCGUGGAAUAGAUACAGAGGCAGAGGCUCAGAAUCCGAUAAAGACCAAACAGAGUAAGUGACUUAAAUUUGCUAAGAUUUAAAACUGGUAUUUUAAUCCGCGGCGGUAGCCAUCCCUCAGGUUUUUUCAAGUAAAAAUAUCUUGGUCAUUUCUACUCAGUCAAACGCUUGACCUCUCCAAAAUUUCCUUCAAAUAAAUUCUUGAAAAAUUUGUCUCAAUCUUGCUUACCCAGGACCGUUCUUCCUUGAUUUGCCUGUACAUUUUGGUGCAAGCCUUCUCUCUUUGCAAGCUUAUCCGAAAUUUCGUAACGUAGGUAAUGUUGCUCUGUUAAAUGCCCUUUAUAAUGAUUACAUCGCACAACGCCUGUGUGACAAGAACUGUUGAAAAGUCCAUUUCUCAACAGGCCAUCUACAAGGCUGCAUUUAACUUGUGAAACUUGCUAAGGAAAAGUUGGGCGAAAGUGUUGCAGUAGGCAACUUCUUCAACUCAUAUCAGCGCGACAGACUCGUGGGAUAAUUUGCGAGGAUAAAUCAUUUGAAGUGUGUUAAGGCUUUAGCUACAUGACCUCUUUCUAUUUUCAUAUUUAGUUCCACUGAUGGGGGACUUCUCAGAAUUCGUACACAACGGCAGGGUGGCUCCCGCCGGACGACAUUCAAACGAAAGCCGGCCUCUAAGAACUGUGGGAAGAGCGUUAAGAGAGAAAGAGAUCCGAGCACUUCAGAGAGAUUGAGGGAAAACAUUAGAAAAUUCCGAACAGAAGAAAGAAUGCUCGCGGUGGAUCCAUCGUCUAUCGAAGACGAGUGUGAUGGUCUGAUGCAACAAACCUCAUUAGAUGAUUCAUCUAUGCCUCAGUCGCCCAAUGUGGAAGCAAGCGUAGAGCCAAAAUUGGCCGAGUUGACACCUGUGGAGCGUUGGCUCAAGCUAGAAACUGAGGUGUGCAAAUCACGUGUUUGAAAAAGUCACGCACGCCAUGUUUACUAAUAUUUUUUAUUGCUCUGUGUAGGACAAUUACCCUUUUUGUAUGUUUGAUUGUAUGUUUGUUUGUUUAAUUUGUUUCAUUACUCAAAGAUCGGAAGAACAGUUCGCAAGAUGAGAUUUUUUUUCAGUUUUUCUACCAAGCCAUAGAACGCUCGUUUCUUUGUUAAUCCGCCUUGAAUUCCCAAGAUCCAAUUUUUUAUUCUCCCUUCUGGUUAUCUUACGUUACCUUGUAAAUUAGAGAAGGGAAUAUGGUGUCAUGUCAAGUUGACAUCCUCUGGCUGAUCAGCUCUCUGUUCUCAUAACCCGUUUGUAAGAUAACAUAUCGGAAUCUUUAGGAGAAGUUAUAUGUUAGUAUCUCGUGGGAGUCAAAGGGUUAAUUGUCCAACUUUACUUUCGCAGGAAAACCAGCUCAACAAGUUGUUACAUUUAACCAGGAUGAUUGCUGCGAGGCUGUUUCAAUUAAGAGACCGUGAAAGGGCGCUUCAACUCUAUAGUGACGUCGUAGCUACAACGCUAAGUUUGGAAGAAAUAAGAAAACUUGAAGGAGUAAGUGCCUGUAGACAACGCUGUUAGCGUAAAGGUCAUGUGUUAAGUGGGUGUCCCAAUCAUCACUUCCGGUACUUUUUCUGAUUUCUCUAUCAAGAGGUAACUUGGAGUGUUGCCUCUCCUCUAGGAUUGGUUGCUGGUGUAUCACAGGCAACCUCGAAGUUAUUUCUCAAGUUUCACAGCAGAUCUUGAGAUCCCAUUCACACGCGUUGAGGAAAGUAGACUUUGCUGGGAUAGUGUCUCGCCUAGUAGACUGAUUUGAAUGUUUGUCUGUUUUGUACGUUUUAGUUGUUUGCUACACGAGACCUCUUACUCAAUAAAACUGUGGAUGUGUACGAAGCAUAUCGCAGAGAGCAGAUAAGCGCCAGGUAAUGAUACAAAACAAUUUGAGCAAUUGGUUUCUUCUUCAACAUCUUUCGUUACACGACUCUUCUUUUGUUGCAGUUUCGACAUAGAAGAUUCGUACAACUCUCUAACAAGUCUUCUCAACGAAACAGCUGGGUGAGUUAAGUAUCUUCUUAUAAAUUGCGAAUGCAUUUCUAUUACGAUUCUUGUCAAUUAACUGAAAGCUACAGAGCAGUACUUUAACCCUUUAACUCCCAAGAGCGAUUAAAACAUAAUUUCUCCUUACAAUAUUAAUACAAUAUCAAGCAGCCAAGUGAUGAGAAUAGGGAAAACUAUCAAUUAGGAGAUCAUCAUUUGAUCUAGCACCAAAUUCUCUGAAAAAAUUUUAUAAGAAAUGAAUGUCAGACAGUAAGGAGAAUUUCAUCGAGAUAUUGCGGGUGAAAGGGUUUCCUUUUUUUUGUUAUAGCUAUUCAAGGUGCUUCUAACUUUUAGGUUGGUGUGAGAAACCCCAGUGUGUGUCUGUUCUUCUAAACGUCUUAACAGUACUCUUAUGUGAUGUUUCUAAUUAUACUGUACAAGGUGGUUUUAACUUUUCAUUCAGUGGACGAAACCCUGAAGUGUGACCAUUCAGAUGAAAGCCACUGAGCGGUACUUUCACGUUGUACUGUUUACGAUUAGAAUUUCUUAACCUUCUGUGUUUGCAGAUUUUCCAGUGUUAGUAAGGGCACCACAUGGUCUGUUGUCUUGUACAGUAUCACAGCUGCAGCAGCGUGUAGAGAGCAGCACUGGCGCGAGGCGUCCCAAGCUUUCUAUCGGGUCUCCAUGGUGUACAGCAACAUGCAGGCAACCGCGUGUGCAGGUACCACUUACCAGUUAACCACUUUUCCUGAUCUUUCCCUGCACUUUCCUCGCGCUUCCCCGCCUUUUCUCACUCUUUCCCGCAGUUUUAUUACACUUUUCCCACAGUUUCACCACACUUCUCCCUAGUUUACCGCAAUUCUCCCGCAGUUUUAUCGCACCUCUAUCGCAUUUCUCCCUAGUUUACCGCAAUUCUCCCGCCGUUUUACCGCAGUUUUAUCGCAUUUUCAUCACAUUUUAUCGCACUUUUACACCAUUUUCAGCGCACUUUCCUCGUGCAUCCCUCACACUUUCCUCUUUUCCCUUAUUUCCUCCCAUCCCCGCGCGCCAGUGCAGUCUCCUCUUACUCUAUUUUCGGGUACAAGUUUCUGAAGUAGUUUCUUUCUCAAUCAAAACAAAAGUUGUCAAGGAAAAUAAGGACCAAUUCCACCAUAACUGAUAUAGUUCGGAAUAACUUUCGAAACUCAAUCGAAAAUCGCUCAAAAUUUGAUGCGAGAACCCACCUCUCUAAGAAAAAUCUGUUUCAAUACUAAAGCUUUUUUCCUUGAUCUCAGUUGACAGUUUGUUAGAUGCACACUGGAUGUGCUGCCAAGCAGAAGAUUACUUAACCGCCCUACAAUUUCUUUACAAUGGGUUCAUCCGAGCAUUAGCUGCAAAGGACUUGAUGAGAUGUCUCAGGUGAGAAAUUCUUUGAAGUCUGUACCUGAACAUUUCUCUUAACCCUUUCGAAACUUUUAUACCAUGCCUGCCAGUGACUCUAGUGCUGCCUAAUUCAUCCCUUCCCCUGUAAAAAUAUUCUAAAAAUUAAAGCAUACAGUGGAGAAGGAAGAUAUUAAUUUGUCUGUUUGUCUCGAGUCUGGGACAAAGAGGUAACUUGAGUUUCCUAAGAAGAUUGCUAUCUAAGAACUUCCGGUUUCCCGUUUUACCGCUGAGUUACAUGCAGUGGAAAUCCCGUGGGCGUGUGAACACAGCGGUAAAAAGUCAAGCAUGUGCGAGGGAAUAAGUUCUUGCCAGCCGCGCGCCAAUUACCCCGUGUAUGCUAUGACAAAGCCUCUAGGGGCCUUGGUGAGGAACAGCUUUUUUAGGGCGCAAAACCUUGAAAUAGAAAUAUUUAUCUUGUACUUUUAUGGCUGUCUUUUACUUAGACUAGAACAGCAAGCGUUGCACCUGGUGGACACAAUUAAGUCAUUGGGCCCCAAAGUCCAUCAAAUGAUGAAUGACGAGGACGAACUAGACACUAGGCAACAGGUCAGCACUCAUCAUGUGGAGUUCUUGGUCAAUAUGAGCCGAGCUACACGACGAAGGGACUGGGCCUGGUUUGAAAUCGCUGAAACUGAACUGCAAAAAUUGUAUGUAUUAAAAGCAGUGUCUUGAUUUUUGCUGCAAUUGAUUAAUCUUUUCAUAGAAGCUUGAUUUAGGUUCAUCAAAAGAACUUCAUCGGUCGCGGCUCGUAAAUGGAAGUGGGAGUGGAGAAUUGGAAAAUGAGAUAUGGGAAACAGAUUGGGAAAUGGAAACUGGAAAAUCAGGAAUGGGGACUGGAGAAUGAGGAUCGGAAAUAAAAAUGGAAAAAAAUUAGGAACUUAAUGCAUGCAUUGCAAACCUACUUUUGUUUGUUCUUUCCACUAUGGUUCCCGUCCAUUCUUGCUGGCUAUGGACCUUAAGAUUCCAAGCCGAGUAGGAAUAACAGCUAAUGAUUUUCAAUAAUAGAAGAGCGCGAAUACCAGUUCGAAAUUUACCAACACAACAUCAGUGAACAAGUUUUUGCUGAUAUGGAUUAGGUGCAAGAAAAAUGAAAGCCAUCAAUGAGUUAGCACUUCGUUAGUUUGCAAUCCGAAAAGGACCCAAAUUCGUUCAAUGACUGCGUAAAAGUUUUUUAGUCCUGAAGAGCGCAAGAAAGCUUCGCGGAGAAUAUAUUUACCAACUAUUUCGUUGAACGGGUGAAUUCAAAUCUAGUGGUGCAGCUACAGAAGUAUUUAAGAAGUACGAAGAGAUAGUUUUAUACCAAGACCGCUACCACCCCGCCAAAAUUUGCUUAUUGAAUUCAUCCUCAUAUCUGUGUCAUUCGUUUUCUUACAGCUGCUCCGGAGAUGGUCACCAGGCAGACGCGGUCCUCCAGGCUGUGUUUCUUAAGAUAAAAAAGUCAUUACCAGGCCCAUCAGAGAGUUAAAGUUGGAACCGACGAAAUCUCUCGAUUUUGUUGCAAACCGUGUCAUGUGACAGCGAUGAAAAAUGACGACGUCAUUUAAGAACAAGCCCGCUAUGUUUUGGUGUCCUCCUAUUAAGUAAAAUAAUACUAUCGACAUGCUUUGCUGUACUUGCUUGCCUGAAGUACUUUGCAUUCAUACUUUAUGUAGCGUUUUAGCCACUUAGAGAUGUCGCCUCCGAGAAAGAUGAAAAAUGAAAUGAAACGUUGUUGCGUAUUGUUGAGUAACUGUGCUGCUACGUGCCCUCUGACUGGUCAAAGAUCUAUUGCCUACUUUACUAAACAACAACAAAAUUACAUUUGACAGAUGACAGGGGAUUCACAAUUUGAAUUAUUUUGUUAAGAAAAUCCGCUUUGUGAAGAAAACAAUUUUUGAUCCCUUUUGAGUAGAAAGUAAUUUCACUUCCUCCAAUAUAUUUCGUACCUCUCGCGCUGUGAUUUCAUGGCUAAGCCAUGAAUGAUAUUAAAGCUUGGACUUAUAUAAGAAAACCAGUUGUUGAGGUAUUCAAAGAAAAACGAACCAGACAAGAAGGUUAAGAAUGACUGCCAUAGUUAAAAUAUUUUACAGAUUGACGUUGCAAAGAUUUUUCUAUAUUCCUAGGUCAUUAUUGUAAAUAAUUAAUGCUUGAACUCUAUGUGUCUCUGGAAAUAUAAUAUACAAAUUGAAUUGACAAAUAAAAUAUACCUCUUUAUGCC